Molecule: messenger RNA, 2547 nt
Organism: Aureobasidium uvarum
Lineage: Eukaryota; Fungi; Ascomycota; Dothideomycetes; Dothideales; Saccotheciaceae
Source: the annotation of a GenBank genome assembly
AUGUCGAAUCAAAAUCAGGAUCCAGGCAUGACCAUAGCUGGUGGUGGCUACGAUUCGCGCAGUAGUGCCGUCUUCGCCGUCACAGUCGCUAUGAUCACUUGCUCCACCGUAUUUGUUGCUGCUCGCAUGGCUUCUCGCGCCGGAGUCGUUAAGAAAGUUCUCCUGGACGAUUAUUUUAUUCUUGCUGCUUGGUUGCUCGCCUUUGGCUUAUCCUUCUCUAUUUGCUAUGGCACAUUCGUCGGCCUUGGUCGCCAUGAAGACGACGUGCCAGAUUCAUGGCAGGGCUCACUGAGGCGAUCACAAUACGCCUUCUCCGUGUUAUAUGUAUCAACAUUGUUCGUUGUCAACGCCGCUGGAAUCGCCCUGACUCUCGUCACCUUGUUCCAGUGCAACCCUGUUGGAGCCGCCUUCAGAUAUCCGGUACCAGCCGUUCAUCACUGCACUGACAUCAUUACCAUCUACCUCUCUUCGGCACCCGUCAACAUCAUAACCGACCUCGCCAUCUUGUUCUUGCCUAUGCCUAUUCUGACUUCGAUGCGACUGCCCCGAAAACAGAAGACCAUCCUCGUGAUCACAUUUGGAUUUGGUCUCUUUGUGGCCAUCGUGGAUAUUGUUCGCAUCGCAUAUCUGCAGUCUGCCUCGACGUAUCGUCUCAACCAGAUCCUGAACUACCAGAAGGACAACAACUCUGGACGCGAUUCUGAUGUGACCGACUUUUCAUGGUAUGCUUCAUACUCCUUCAUGUGGUCAGCCAUCGAGGUCAAUGUCGGCAUCAUGUGUGCCUGCGUCCCAGCCCUGAAGCCUCUGGUAUCUCGGUUCAUGCCACACCUUCUCCGCGAUGAAGGCGAUGUUACGGAAAAGCACUCUUCGGUCGAUCGUCAGCCUACCUUUGAGAUGACCAUGGCUCAACGGAUUCCCUCGAUGCCAGACCCAGCCUAUCUUACUACACAGCCAUCUCGUGAGCCCGUCGAAGAUGCCAAUAUGGAUAUGAUGGACUUUCUUACCACUCCCGACAUGCACAACAAUACACUCGAGCGCUCGCAAACCAUGUUGACCAAUUCUACCAGAAAUACCAGUGCAGACACACCUACCUUCUUCGACUUCGUCAACAUGAAGAAUCGCAAGAGUUUUGUACACAUGACUGCAAGAGAGUCCUUAUUCCCUGUCAUCAUGGUCACUGUGCUAUUCUUCAUCUGGGGGUUCGAAUAUGGCCUCCUCGAUGUUCUCAACAGACAAUUCCAGAGAGUAUCUCACAUGUCUCCAGCACAGUCUGUAGGCAUCCACAGCGCUUACUUUGCUGGUUACUUCUUUGGGCCAUUAACUUUCGGCCGUCUGGCCCUGAAACACUACGGAUUCAAAGCAUGCUAUAUGAUUGGUCUCAGCAUAUAUGCAUGCGGAAUUCUCGUCUUCUGGCCCGCUGCUGUUCUGACAUCCUUCCCGGCCUUUGUCAUCGUCAAUUUUAUCGUCGGUCUUGGACUGUCCACCCUUGAGAUCUCAGCAAAUCCAUUCAUAGCGCUUUGCGGUCCCAUGGAAUAUGCUGAAGUUCGACUCAACCUCAGUCAAGGAUUUCAGGCCAUUGGAACUGUUGUUGCCCCACUCAUCGCCCAGAAAGCUCUCUUUGGACAAUCCAAUGACGCUCCUUCUCUGAUCAAUACCCAAUGGGCAUAUCUCGGGAUUGCUCUAUUCACCGUUGCACUAGCGGUUGCAUUCUUCUACGUCCCAUUGCCAGAGGCCACAGACAAGGAGCUCGAGGAUGCUUGCGAGCGCAUGGAUAACGCCAAUUAUGCCACUGUUGGCAAAGUUCGAGUCAUCUGGUACACACUUGUCGCUGGUGCUCUUGCAAUGUUUUGCUACGUUGGUGCCCAGGAAGUUGUCGCUACCACCUUUGACAGCUAUUUCGCACUUGUGGCUCCGACGUACAACGAGACCAACUACAUGGCCAUAGGACAUGCUUUGUUUGCCGGAUCCCGAUUUGUGGCUGCAGGUGCUGGAUUCUUCAUCAAGCCACGACUUUUGCUUGUAUUCUUCCUCACGGGCACCAUUGUCUUCUCAGCCUUGGCAAUGAACUUCACAGGCUCGACUGCUACAGCGAUGAUGCUUAUGAUCUACUUCUUCGAGGGCCCCCUUUUCACACUCAUCUUCGCUCAAAGCAUUCGCGGCAUGGGCAAGUACACUAAAGACGGCAGCGCUAUCCUGAUCGCUGCAGUCUCCGGUGGUGGUGUCUUCCCUGGCUUUUCCUACGUGGCCAGUCAAGCACAGAAUUCGCAGUAUGCGAUGUGCGUUGCUGUUGCGGGCUUUGCGGGUGCCACACUACUUCCUUUCUUCCUCAAUUACAGUCCGCUCGCUCGUACUCUUUGUGAUCCCCUCAAGGAUCCCAGUGAACUCAGCGACGAAUCUUUGCCUGGUAGCUCCAACAGCAGUGUUGCUAGUCGAGCGCUCAGCUUCUUUAGCAUCCGCAGAAAGAGCGCAGGCGAGAUGAAGACUGAAUGGCGUGAACGUCAAGCAUCUGCCGACAGCUCUGCUUCACCUGGUGCAUACCCAUCAUGA